CUGUUUAGGAGGCUGAGGCUGCAGGACAAACCAUGUUUCACUUAAGGACUUGUGCCACUAAAUUGAGGCCGUUGACGGCUUCACAGACUAUUAAGACAAUUUACCAACACAGGCCGGCAGCCCCAAGGACGUUUCAACCCAUCAGGUGCUACAGCGCGCCUGUGGCUGCCGAGCCCUUCUUGAGUGGGACUAGUUCAAACUAUGUGGAGGAAAUGUAUUAUGCCUGGCUGGAAAAUCCCAAAAGUGUACAUAAGUCAUGGGACAUAUUUUUUCGCAAUGCCAAUGCUGGAGCUGCUCCGGGCACCGCUUACCAAAGCCCCCCUCCACUGAGCACCAGCCUGUCUGCACUGACCCACGCCCAGGCCCUUGUCCAAGCACAGCCUAAUGUUGAUAAGCUGGUGGAAGACCAUCUCGCCGUACAGUCGCUCGUCAGGGCCUACCAGAUUCGAGGGCACCAUGUAGCACAGCUCGACCCACUGGGAAUCUUGGAUGCUGAUUUGGACUCGUCCGUUCCAGCUGAUAUAAUCACAUCCGCUGACAAACUGGAUCUGGCAGUGUUCAAGGAGCGGCUGAGAGUGCUAACAGUAGGAGGGUUUUAUGGGCUGGACGAAUCGGAUCUUGACAAGGUCUUCCACUUGCCCACGACCACCUUCAUCGGAGGGAAUGAGUCAGCUCUCCCACUCCGCGAGAUCAUCCGGCGCUUGGAGAUGGCUUACUGCCAGCACAUUGGGGUGGAGUUCAUGUUCAUUAAUGACCUGGAGCAGUGUCAAUGGAUACGGCAGAAAUUUGAGACCCCAGGAAUCAUGCAGUUCACCAGUGAGGAGAAGCGCACCCUGCUGGCCAGGCUGGUGCGAUCAACCAGGUUUGAGGAGUUCCUACAUCGGAAAUGGUCCUCAGAAAAGCGCUUUGGCUUGGAAGGCUGCGAGGUGCUGAUCCCCGCUCUGAAAACUAUCAUUGACAAGUCGAGCCAGAAGGGGGUGGACUAUGUUAUUAUGGGCAUGCCCCACAGGGGGCGUCUCAAUGUUCUGGCCAACGUCAUCCGCAAGGAGCUGGAGCAGAUCUUCUGCCAGUUUGACUCCAAGCUGGAGGCUGCUGACGAGGGCUCGGGCGAUGUGAAGUACCACUUGGGCAUGUACCACCGCCGCAUCAACCGUGUCACUGACCGCAACAUCACGCUCUCUUUGGUCGCCAACCCUUCUCACUUGGAAGCUGUGGACCCUGUGGUUCAGGGCAAGACUAAGGCGGAACAGUUCUACUGCGGGGACAUACAAGGGAAGAAGGUGAUGUCCAUCCUCCUGCAUGGAGAUGCAGCAUUUGCUGGGCAGGGCAUUGUGUACGAGACCUUCCAUUUGAGUGACCUACCAUCCUACACCACUCAUGGGACUGUGCACGUGGUGGUGAACAACCAGAUUGGCUUCACCACGGACCCGCGCAUGGCUCGCUCCUCGCCUUACCCCACCGAUGUGGCCCGUGUGGUCAACGCACCUAUCUUCCACGUCAAUGCUGAUGACCCUGAGGCUGUGGUGUACGUAUGCAACGUGGCGGCUGAGUGGAGGAGCACCUUCCACAAGGAUGUUGUUGUGGACCUGGUAUGUUACAGGCGCAACGGCCACAAUGAGAUGGACGAGCCCAUGUUCACCCAGCCACUGAUGUACAAACAGAUCCGGAAGCAGAAGCCUGUGCUGCAGAAAUAUGCUGAGCUGCUGAUUUCCCAGGGGGUGGUGAAUCAGCCAGAGUAUGAGGAGGAGAUUGCCAAGUAUGACAAGAUCUGUGAAGAAGCCCAUGCCAGGUCCAAGGAUGAGAAGAUCCUACACAUCAAGCACUGGCUGGACUCUCCCUGGCCUGGCUUCUUUACCUUGGAUGGGCAGCCCCGAAGCAUGACCUGCCCUUCCACAGGCCUGAGUGAGGAAGACCUGACCCACAUCGGCAGCGUGGCCAGCUCGGUGCCUGUGGAGGACUUCACUAUCCACGGAGGCCUGAGCCGUAUCCUGAAGACUCGUGGGGAGAUGGUGAAGACUAGGAUGGUGGACUGGGCCCUGGCAGAGUACAUGGCCUUUGGCUCCCUCCUCAAGGAGGGCAUCCACGUGCGUCUCAGUGGUCAGGACGUUGAGAGGGGCACAUUCAGCCACCGCCACCACAUCCUCCAUGACCAGAAUGUGGACAAGAGGACCUGCAUCCCCAUGAACCACCUAUGGCCCAACCAGGCUUCCUACACAGUCUGUAACAGCUCCCUCUCAGAGUAUGGCGUUCUGGGGUUCGAGCUGGGCUUUGCCAUGGCCAGCCCCAACUCCUUGGUCCUCUGGGAAGCCCAGUUUGGUGACUUCCACAACACAGCCCAGUGCAUCAUCGACCAGUUCAUCUGCCCUGGGCAGGCCAAAUGGGUCCGGCAAAAUGGCAUUGUCCUGCUGCUGCCCCAUGGCAUGGAGGGCAUGGGCCCCGAGCAUGAGCGGUUCCUCAAGAUGUGCAAUGAUGACCCAGAUGUGCUGCCUAAACUGGAGGACUUCAGUGAUGUGCGCCAGCUGUACGACUGCAACUGGAUCGUGGUGAACUGCUCCACACCGGCCAAUUUCUUCCAUGUCCUGCGCAGACAGAUCCUUCUGCCCUUCCGCAAGCCGCUCAUUAUCUUCACUCCCAAGUCCCUUCUGCGACACCCUGAGGCUCGCUCUGGCUUUGAUGAGAUGCUGUCAGGCACCCACUUCCAGCGUGUGAUCCCAGAGGCCGGCGCGGCAGCCCAGGACCCAGCGGGCGUGCGGCGGGUGCUGUUCUGCACAGGCAAGGUGUACUAUGACCUCACACGGGAGCGCAAGGCCCGCCACAUGGAGGCUGAGGUGGCUAUCACCCGGGUGGAGCAGCUGUCCCCCUUCCCCUUCGACCUGCUCCAGCAGGAAGCUGAGAAAUACCCGAACGCUGAGCUGGCCUGGUGCCAGGAGGAGCACAAGAACCAGGGCUACUAUGACUAUGUCAAGCCACGCCUACGCACCACCAUCAACCGAGCCAAGCCCGUGUGGUACGCUGGGCGUGACCCUGCAGCCGCCCCAGCCACAGGUAACAAGAAGACGCAUGUUACGGAGCUGCAGCGCCUCCUGGACACGGCCUUCAACCUGGAUGCCUAUAAGGCCCUGGCCUAGGCCCAGUGCUCUCCAAUGGACCCUGCCUGCCCCUGAAGGAAGCUUGGGCUGAAAUCUAACACCCCCCCCACCCCCCCACGUACUCUUCUUCCCCCCUCCCCCGAAGCACUGUCCUUGCCCCUCUGUGCCAUGGAAGCUCCUAGUCAUCCACUGCUGGCUCUUGCCACGGCCCAGGCUGGCAGGAGUCCUCUAAGGCCUAAAUGUGGCUUGGCAAGGGAUUGCAGGGUCUUCCCUCUGUCCUGCCACUCCUGAGUGGCUCCUGGUUCCCUGCCUGGCUGUAAGUGGUGCUAUCUGUCCCCUUCCUGGCCCACGGAAGGGCUGGACUCUGCUAGUACCAGCACAGGGGCACCUCUGCCUUUUUCCUGGUGUCACGGUGGCCCUGGCCUGGGUUGGAAGUAGCUCUGUGCCCCCCUCCAGCUAUCCUGCCACCUGGUGCCAUCUGCUGCUCCCUUCAGCUUGGGGAUCUGGGCUUGGCCCUGACUUCCUUUGUGUGGCAUUAAGGUCUCCCAGGCCUGUGCCAAGCUCAGAUCUCACUUCUACUAAAGCUGGGUAGCAUGGUAGGGGGCAGGGGCAGGGGCUGGCACCGUGGGCAGCGCUGGCCCGUGCCCUCACUGCCUGACUUAUUUAUUUGGGGUAUUUUCAGUUCUGAUUUUUCUCUGGCUUCACCAAUAAAAUGUCCAAGGUUCUUCCAGGUCA
Alligator sinensis (Chinese alligator) is the source of this 3824-nucleotide messenger RNA. RefSeq names its product oxoglutarate dehydrogenase (gene OGDH). Gene Ontology annotation, molecular function: oxoglutarate dehydrogenase (succinyl-transferring) activity; thiamine pyrophosphate binding. Gene Ontology annotation, biological process: tricarboxylic acid cycle. The record is from RefSeq and is a predicted model, not a curated record. Gene Ontology annotation, cellular component: mitochondrion; oxoglutarate dehydrogenase complex. Lineage: Eukaryota; Metazoa; Chordata; Crocodylia; Alligatoridae.